This is a messenger RNA of Emericellopsis cladophorae, 768 nucleotides long. Its product is annotated as collagen-like protein. The record is from RefSeq and is a predicted model, not a curated record. The annotation marks the transcript as partial. NCBI's taxonomy places the organism in Eukaryota, Fungi, Ascomycota, Sordariomycetes, Hypocreales, Bionectriaceae. The transcript has a single exon.
GGCGAGCCUGGCUGCCCUGGCACUCCCGAGGAGCCUGAGCACCCCGAGACCCCUGAGACUCCUGAAGAGCCUGAGCACCCCGAGACUCCUGAGACUCCUGAGCACCCCGAGACUCCUGAAGAGCCUGAGCAGCCCUGCCACCCUGGCGAGCCUGGCUGCCCUGGCACUCCCGAGGAGCCUGAGCACCCCGAGACCCCUGAGACUCCUGAAGAGCCUGAGCAUCCCGAGACUCCUGAGGAGCCCGAGCACCCUGAGACUCCUGAGGAGCCCUGCACCCCUGGUGAGCCUGGCUGCCCUGGCACUCCUGAGGAGCCUGAGCACCCGGAGACUCCUGAAGAGCCUGAGCACCCCGAGACUCCUGAGACUCCUGAGCAGCCCUGCCACCCUGGCGAGCCUGGCUGCCCUGGCACUCCUGAGGAGCCUGAGCACCCCGAGACUCCUGAAGAGCCUGAGACUCCUGAGCACCCGGAGACUCCUGAGACUCCUGAGGAGCCCUGCACCCCUGGCGAGCCUGGCUGUCCUGCCACUCCUGAAGAGCCUGAGACUCCUGAGCAGCCCGAAGAGCCAUGCACGCCUGGCACACCCGGCUGCCCCAUCGUCCCUCAGCCUUCGUGGUCGACCUCAAUCAGCAUCCCCGAGCCUACUAGCACCGGUAGCCUCCCCAUUCCCACCCCUACCGGGCCUCCCGCCUCUGGCGCCGCCGGCCGUCUCGUCGGUGUCGCUCAGGCUGUUAUCGCUGCUGUCGGUGUUGCCGCUUUCAUGCUGUAA